This is a messenger RNA of Medicago truncatula (barrel medic), 990 nucleotides long. Its product is annotated as phosphoglycerate mutase-like protein 4. Bases 214 to 876 code for a protein of 220 amino acids. Gene Ontology annotation, cellular component: cytoplasm; cytosol. The transcript is spliced from 7 exons. The record is from RefSeq and is a predicted model, not a curated record. Gene Ontology annotation, molecular function: phosphatase activity. NCBI's taxonomy places the organism in Eukaryota, Viridiplantae, Streptophyta, Magnoliopsida, Fabales, Fabaceae.
AGUAUGUCAACCAAAAAAUCAUAUAAUAUAGUCUGGUGUGCUGUAUAUAUGUUAUUACAAAAAUGUAAGUAAGCCAAGCAACGAGGAAAUAAAUCUAUAAAUUACAUUCUCCUUCCUCUUGUUAAUCACCAUUCAUUGGUUCCUUCUUGCUUUUCAAAUUCUUAGUUAUUGUAACCAAAGCAAGACCUUAGGUCAACUCUUCACUCACUUAGAAUGCCCGAGUCUUUCAUCACCGAUUCUCUAUCCAGUUAUCCUCAUCCAGAUUAUGCUGAGAUAGUUGUGGUUCGUCAUGGUCAAACUAUUUGGAAUGCUGCAAAAAAAGUUCAGGGACACUUGGAUGUUGAAUUGAAUGAAGUUGGAAGAGAGCAAGCACGUGCAGUGGCUGAUAAACUAUCAAGAGGACCAAAGAUCUCUGCCAUAUAUUCUUCUGAUUUGCAACGUGCUUUUGAAACUGCACAAAUAAUUGCUUCUAAAUGUGGAGGACUAGAGGUCGUCAAGGAUUUUGACCUACGGGAAAGACACAAAGGAGAUCUUCAAGGCCUUCCUCAUCAUGAAAUAGAAAAGACUAAUCCCAUUAGUUACAAGGCUAUGAUGUCUGAUAAUGAAGAUGAAGAAAUCCCAGGUGGUGGAGAAAGUAUUACUCAACUUCUUGAACGUUGCAAAUCUGCAUUUCUGAGAAUUGGCAAAAAAUAUAAAGGGGAGAGAGUUGUUGUUGUCUCUCAUGGAGCAUCCAUUGAAAUACUAUACAAGUGGGCUUGUGUAAAUGGAUAUGAAGGAAAAAUACACAAUGCAUCUAUCAGUAUUUUUCAUUUGUAUGAUGAUGAAAAAUGGACAUUAAAUAUGUGGGCUAAUGUUAGCCAUUUGAGCCAAAAUUGAUUUCUCUACAAUAUACUCUUGGGGUAAUAUAAAUUCCGGUUAGGAUGUAAUGCAUGUUGUUUCCUAUCCAAAGUUAAUAAAGAAUUAAAGAGAGCAGAGGAAAAGAAUGUCAAA